Messenger RNA from Symbiodinium sp. CCMP2592, 603 nucleotides. The record is from the annotation of a GenBank genome assembly. NCBI's taxonomy places the organism in Eukaryota, Dinophyceae, Suessiales, Symbiodiniaceae.
AUGAAUGUAAAGUGGUCACUUGCUGUCCUCCUGGGCAUUGACGGUGCUGCGUACACGAAGCCCUUCUGCGGGAAGCUGGAGGAGGAGAAGGAGGCUCACACCAACGAGCCAGCCGCUUCAACUCGAGCAGUGCCCGAAGCCGAGGAGCAGUCGGAAGCAGCCACAAAGAUGGCGGAAACCACCACGGAAGUUCAGCAUAGCAUGUCGGAAGGCCUGGAAACCACAACAACACCACAACGGUCAGAAGAGCCGCUCUUCGGCAAGGAGGAUAAGGUGAAGGAAGACCCCUUCGGCAAGAGCACCGACACAUCAGAGGAAGAGGGGCUCGGGUAUGGCAACGAAGCGCCAGAAGCAGAGGUGGCGCCUGCUACGACCACAGCCCCGGAAUCCAGUUCCACGGGAGCCACUUAUCAGGCCGCUGAUGCGGCAGAAUCGGAAGAGAGCACAAAAAGCAAUGGCGGCGAAAGCAUAACAACAAGCACAGAGGCAAGUGAUGCAGAGAUGGCAUCCGACGAAUCGGCGCAAUCCACAACAGCAACAGUGAGUCAAACCGCUCCCGAAGACAGCGCCGAGGCUGAGGCAGCAGAGCAUGGUACAUGUUAG